This is a messenger RNA of Rattus norvegicus (Norway rat), 966 nucleotides long. It is a transcript of the gene Vom1r104, whose product is annotated as vomeronasal 1 receptor 104. The record is from RefSeq and is marked provisional. Gene Ontology annotation, molecular function: pheromone receptor activity; G protein-coupled receptor activity. Gene Ontology annotation, cellular component: plasma membrane; membrane. Lineage: Eukaryota; Metazoa; Chordata; Mammalia; Rodentia; Muridae. Bases 1 to 966 code for a protein of 321 amino acids. The transcript has a single exon. Gene Ontology annotation, biological process: signal transduction; G protein-coupled receptor signaling pathway; sensory perception of chemical stimulus.
AUGAGUGAGUUUCUGUUCUUUUCUCUUCAGCCACUGUUCUCAUAUAUGAUGAAUAAGAAUAUCAGACUCCACACUAAUUCUAACAUAAGAAAUACCUUUUUCUCUGAAAUUGGCAUUGGUAUCUCAGGCAACAGCCUCCUACUUCUCUUCCACAUCAUCAAGUUCAUUCAUGGGCAGAGAUCCAGACUCACUGACCUACCCAUUGGACUCCUACUGAUGCUACUGAUGGUGGCAUUCAUAGCCACAGACAUUUUUAUUUCUCAGAGGGAAUGGGAUGACAUCAUAUGUAAAUUCCUUGUCUACCUGUACAGAAUUUUUAGAGGUCUCUCCCUUUGUACCACCUGCAUGCUGAGUGUCCUGCAGGCCAUCAUUCUCAGUCCCAGAAGCUCCUGUUUAGCAAAGUUUAAGCAUAAGUCACCCUAUUAUGUCUCCUGUGCCAUGCUUUUCCUGAGUGCCCUCUACAUGAUCAUUAGCAGUCACCUCUUAGUAUCCAUCAUUGCCACCCCAAAUUUGACCACAAAUGAACUUAUGCAUGUCACUCAGUCCUGCUCUAUUCUACCCGUGAGUUACCUCAUGCAAAGCAUGUUUUCUAUACUUGUGGCCAUCAGAGAUAUAUUUCUUAUUAGUCUCAUGGUCUUCUCGACUUGGUACAUGGUGGCUCUCUUGUGUAGGCACAGGAAACAGACACAGCAUCUUCAGGGUACCAGCCUUUCCCCAAAAGGAUCCCCAGAGCAAAGGGCCACCCGUUCUAUCCUGAUGCUCAUGAGCUUCUUUGUCCUGAUGUCCAUCUUCGACAGCAUUGUCUCCUGCUCAAGAACUAUGUUCCUGAAUGAUCCAACAUCUUACAAUAUUCAAAUAUUUGUGAUGCACAUCUAUGCCACAGUCAGCCCUUUUGUGUUUAUGAGCAUUGAAAAACAUAUAGUUAACUUUUUUAGGUCAAUGUGUGUGAGGGUGAUGAAUGUUUGA